AACACAAUCAAUCAUCUGAAAUGCCAGAUGCAGAAACUUCUGAUGGAUCAGUAGGCCAAUUUCAGCAUAAUGGGCCUUCUACUUCUCAAAGUUUUUGGUUCACAGCCAGGUCCCCCAUCUCAAAGGUUUACCAUUCCAGACUAUUCAGUUUUAUCUCAAAGUUCACCACAAGGAGUUAAUUCUAUAAAUUCAGUUCACACCUCCUGAGGUAGGAAGGAAGGGUAAUGCCUUGUUGGGUCCAACGGCUUCUGUUCAGUCCUCAACUCAUGGAGCAUUCCAGGGAGAUAUCAGGAAUAAUAUUCCAAGUGUCUCUGGUCAUUCCAACAAUAAAGUCCCACAACAUAAUAUCUCGGGCAAUGUUUCUGCGUUUUACCUCUGAUUAUCCUUAUUUAGAAAGUCAUCUUCAGCUCCAACAUGUUACUGAUGUGGGUAAUCAGAUAAUAUCGAAUAAACAUGUUAAUGCACAUUUUAGUGGGUUGGCAUCUCAGUCAAGGCGGAUUGAUGACUCUUUUGAGAACCUUGCUUCAGAGAAUUCCAGGCAAAGAUGUAGCAGCCAAAACCAUGCAAGGGAUCCAGACCUGCAGUUUCCGGUGUUGGAGGCUAUGUCAGCUUCCCAAACUUCUUCUAUGGCUGAAUCUUCACAGCAAGGUGCUUUUACCAAUAUGCCUAACGCAUGGACCACUGUGUCAGCUGCACAUCUAUUAGGAGCUCAGUCUUCUCGGCCUCACAGAAUUUGUUGAAGUGCCAUGAACAGUCCAAUAGUAACUCGGAAACAGCUCUUCCUGGAGCAAAGAAGCUAGAUGAUCAAAUUGCUUGGACAGGAGGGAUUGGACCAACUGAAUACCCUGCAGGGUCUGCUAACCACAGAACUCUGUUGGAGAGAACAACCAGCCAAGUCGGCUGUUAUUGCCAGAUAUUGAUGCCAACCAAAAUC
Messenger RNA from Hibiscus syriacus, 934 nucleotides. RefSeq lists its product as uncharacterized. NCBI's taxonomy places the organism in Eukaryota, Viridiplantae, Streptophyta, Magnoliopsida, Malvales, Malvaceae. The coding region runs from base 225 to 740 and encodes 171 amino acids. The record is from RefSeq and is a predicted model, not a curated record. The transcript is spliced from 2 exons.